AUGGACCCUGCUGUUAACGAGCCUUCUAGGGCUGUUGCCGCCAGCGAUGAAUCCAAGCACUUGAGUGAUGAACACUCUUCGGAUGGCCUUGACAGACGUGACACUGUCAAGUCUCAGGUUCAGGCUUCCACCGCUAAGUCUUUCGGUAUUAGAAAGGCUGAGCUCAUGUGUGCUCAGUACACUCAUCCAGCUAUGAUUGGUUUGGCUUACCUCUGUGUCUUCUUUAUUGCUUACACCUACGGUUUGGACGGUACCGUCAGAUCCGCAUUACAGACAAAAGCUCAGAGUUCUUACGACCAGCACUCCCUUCUUUCCACUGUCAAUGUUAUCAGAACUGUGGUUGCUGCUGCUUCCCAGCCAACUUACGCCAGAAUGUCUGAUAUUCUCGGUCGUAUCGAGUUGAUGGUUGUUUCCAUCAUCUUCUACGCUGUCGGUACUGUGAUUUCUUCCCAGGCCUUCGAUGUUGAGCGUUUCGCCGGUGGAAGUGUUCUCUACCAAGUUGGUUACUCUGGUAUCAUGCUUAUGUUGGAAGUCUUCUUGGCUGAUUUGUCCAACUUGAACUGGAGGUUGUUUGCUUCCUUCAUUCCAGCUACUCCUUUCAUUAUUAACACUUGGGUUAGUGGUGAUGUUUUGGACCUGCUCGAGCGGAACUACUCUUGGAACUUUGGUAUUGGUAUGUGGGCCUUUAUCUUCCCAUUGUCUUGUAUCCCAUUCCUUUGCAUCUUGAUCCACAUGAGAAUCUUGGCUGGUAGGACUCCUGAGUACAUGCAAGUGCAGAUGGAGGAGGAGGAACACCGUAUCCUGAACAACAGAUUGUACCGGGCUUACGUCAACGAUAUUCCAAGACUUACCACCAUGAGCAUUUGGAAGAGGUGGCCAGCCAAGGUCUGGCACACUAUCAAAUGGUGUGCUUGGGAACUCACCGACUUGUUCUGGCUCCUUGAUGUCGUUGGUAUCCUUUUCAUCAUUUGUGUCUUCGGUUUCAUUUUGGUGCCAUUCACCCUUGCUGGUGGUGUGAGCACUAAGUGGCAGGAAGCCUCCACCAUUGUUCCAUUGGUUAUUGGUUUCGUUCUCAUCCCAUUCUUUGUCAUCUGGGAAUUGAAGUUCGCCAAGUUCCCUAUCGUUCCAUUCAAGCUUCUCAAAGACCGUGGUGUUUGGGCAUCCCUUGUUAUUGCUAUGAUGGUCAACCUUAUUUGGACCUUGCCAAACGAUUACAUGUACACUGUCUUGAGGAUUGGUAUGAACACCUCUGAAAAGGCUACUAUCAGAAUUCAAUCCUUGUACUCCUUCGUUUCCGUCAUUGUUGGUCCAAUGCUUGGUUUGGUCCUUGUUCUUGUCAGAAGAACUAAGCCAUUCAUUAUCUUUGGUUGUGCUACUUGGUUCGUUGCUACUGGUCUUCUUUUCCACUUCAGAGGUGCCAACGAUGGUCUCAAUGCUGAGCACGUCAAGGACGGUAUCAUUGGUGCUCUCUGUGUUAUGGGUUUCGGUGCCGGUUUCUUCACUUACACUACCCAGCUUUCUAUCCAAACUUGUACUAACCACGAGUACAUGGCUGUUCUUCUUUCCCUUUACUUGGCCACCUACAACAUUGGUUCUGCCAUUGGUAACAGUAUUUCUGGUGCUAUCUGGACUCAGCUCAUGUACGACAAAAUCGUGGACGAGUUGGACAACUUCGGUAUCAACAACUCCACCAUGGCUACUAUCGCCUACUCUAACCCAUUCAAAUUGUCUGCUGAAUACCCUUGGGGAACCCCACCAAGAAGAGCUGUUGCCAUUGCUUACGCCGACGUUCAAAGAAAAAUGUGUAUCGCUGGUAUAGCUUUGUGUGUUCCAUUGCUUGUGGCUUCUCUUCUCUUGAGAAACCACAAGUUGCUUUCUGUCCAGUCCUUGGACGAAGCCUCUCCAGCCGAAGUUGGUGACAUCGGUGAGAAGGGUGAGAAGGAAGAGAACAAGGACAUUAUCGUUGUCAACAACUACGAUGACGAUCCAAUUGUCAAAUUCUUCUUGGUCAAGGUUCCAGCUUUCUUUAAGAGGUCCUAA
Molecule: messenger RNA, 2040 nt
Organism: Candidozyma haemuli
Lineage: Eukaryota; Fungi; Ascomycota; Pichiomycetes; Serinales; Metschnikowiaceae
Exons: 1
Coding region: 1-2040 (679 amino acids)
Biological process (GO): transmembrane transport; intracellular iron ion homeostasis
Cellular component (GO): vacuolar membrane; endosome
Molecular function (GO): siderophore-iron transmembrane transporter activity
Source: RefSeq, a predicted model, not a curated record